AUGGCGUCUACAUCUUCAUCAGGACCGUACUUUGACCAACCCGCCCAACGCAAGCGACCAGCACCCGACAACACCGACGGCCGCAUCGUCCGCACUUUCCAGCAAGACGACGUGAAUGUGGAGCCCUCAUUGCAGCAUAUCCUAACGAGUACCACAACUACCACCGCUACAACCGCAGGCGCCGAGCUCGCUGCCCAGGCAUGCACGACUUGCCGGAAGCAGAAACGAAAAUGUGACAAGAUCCUUCCCUCCUGUGGUCUUUGCAUCCGCAUCGGUCGACCAUGUGACUAUUCCGACGAGAUUCGUGGUAGCGGUGCUGCACCAUCGCCCGAGGACUUCGUAGCACUGAGGCAGGAAGUUGCCGAAUUGAAGAAUCUACUCUCGCAAGGUGUAGUGACUCCGGCGCAGAGCAAUGGCGGCAGCAAUGGUCACAAUAACAGCCAUGGCAGCAGUCCGUACAGUGCCCUCGCAGGAAAUGGCAGGCCGAUGGGCCAAAGCUCUUCCUCUUUUCCAUCCUUGUACUUCCUGGACUCCAACGCCUUCGAGUAUGAACGCUCCCAGAUACAGGCACCCUACAUAAGACCGCCACCAAGCAUUCUAGCCUGUCUCGGCAACUCACUGGACCUGAGGGGCAUGAUCGAACACUACUUCGACACAGUGCACACCUACUUCCCCAUAAUCUCUAAGAUCAGACUCUAUCAACAUCUCGCAAACCCUCUCCACGAGCCAGGCGCGGACAUAGCACUCCUCUUCUCAGCCAUGAAACUAGCUUGCCUCGAACUAGCCGAAGGCGAAGCACCACAAACCCAACUCUAUCUAGACGUAAAAUCAGCCUACACCCACAUCGAAUCCCAGAACGGCUUCAGCAUCCAGCUCAUCCAAGCCCUCCUCCUCAUAUCCCUCUACGAAACAGGCCACGCAAUCUACCCAGCCGCCUACCUCACCAUCGGCCACGCCGCCCGUCUCGGCCACGCAAUGGGUAUCCACGAACGCAACGUCCCCCAGAUCCUCCAACGCCCAACAACCUGGACAGAACAAGAAGAGCGCCGCCGAGUCUGGUGGGCCGUCAUCCUCCUCGACCGCUUCAUCAGCAUCGGAUCGCGCGGCAAACCCUUCGCCUCCGCCGACCCAAGUCUAGACACCCAUCUCCCCACCGACGACACAGCCUGGGAUAAAGGCCACAUGCUCGUCGCGGCACCCCUCGCACUAUCAGCGAGCGCCACGAUCCGCGCUGCCCCCUUCGCCCGAACCUGCCAAGCCGCUCACCUGCUAGGCAAAAUCCUCCGCCAUACAAGCGAUACCGGUUUACCACUCGACUACCGCUUCGACGAAGCGCUUCAACUCAACAAAACCUGCCGGGCCCUCGCCACCCUCCUCCCGGACGAAGCGGAAGCAGAGAAUCUGGACGCAGGGACGAGGGCGACAUUAUGCAGUAGCAUGGGCAUCGCCUACUCCGCCCUCUUCGUCCUCUACGAUACCUACAGCUGUACCGAGCGCGCCGUGCUCAACGGUCCGGAAGCGCAACUCGUGAUGCAGAAAGCUGCUAUCGAAGGUCUGUCCGAGUUCUCCGCCAUCGUGAUGAGGUUGGCUCGACACGUGAGAUACUACAUCGAGACCGAAGGACUGGUUCGACUCCCUGUGUUCGUUAUAGAUAGUUUCUACCAAGCCGCAGCGAAUUAUGCAUGGUAUGUCCGCGAAUCCUCGGAUCCGGUUUGCGGUAAGCGAUUGCAGGAGCUGAAGGAGUUGCUGGGAGUUUGCGAGAAGAGGUGGCGGGUUGCGGGUCAGUAUUCCUCUCUUGUGUCGGACUUUUGGCAGAGGUUUGAGUUCAGUACUGUGCAUGUUGUGCGGGAUGAGGAGGGGAAUGUUAGAGUUGGAUGA
Recurvomyces mirabilis is the source of this 1878-nucleotide messenger RNA. RefSeq lists its product as uncharacterized. Bases 1 to 1878 code for a protein of 625 amino acids. Gene Ontology annotation, biological process: regulation of DNA-templated transcription; DNA-templated transcription. NCBI's taxonomy places the organism in Eukaryota, Fungi, Ascomycota, Dothideomycetes, Mycosphaerellales, Teratosphaeriaceae. The transcript has a single exon. Gene Ontology annotation, molecular function: DNA binding; zinc ion binding; DNA-binding transcription factor activity, RNA polymerase II-specific. The record is from RefSeq and is a predicted model, not a curated record. Gene Ontology annotation, cellular component: nucleus.